AUGUUUCAGUUGAUAGUUAUAGGCAGCACAGUGCCACUGUUCCCAGGUAAGGGUAGCUCUUCUCUGUUUCUUAAUUCUGCCAACCUGCUUCCUUUCUUACCUUUAGUCUCAACUGCCCUGCUAACAGUCCUCUUAACUCUAGCAGAUAGAAGUCUUUCCUGUCUUUGCUCAAGAGUCUCAGCUACUCUGCGAUCAGCAGACCUAGCUCUGGCUUCCCAAAGCCUAUCCUUUCUUUCUUUUGUUCUUGCAGUCUUUCUUCCUUUUGUUCUUGCAGUCUUUCUUCCUUUUGUUCUUGCAGUCUUUCUUCCUUUUGUUCUUGCAGUCUUUUUUUCUUUUGUUCUUGCAGUCUUUCUUCCUUUUGUUCUUGCAGUCUUUCUUUUUUUUUGUUCUUGCAGUCUUUCUUCCUUUUGUUCUUGCAGUCUUUCUUCCUUUUGUUCUUGCAGUCUUUCUUCCUUUUGUUCUUGCAGUCUUUCUUCCUUUUUGUUCUUGCAGUCUUUUUUUUUUUGUUCUUUUCUUUCUUCCUUUUGUUCUUGCAGUCUUUCUUUUUUUUUGUUCUUGCAGUCUUUCUUCCUUUUGUUCUUGCAGUCUUUCUUUCUUUUGUUCUUGCAGUCUUUCUUCCUUUUUGACUGGGGUAGGCAGCAGUUGGCUAGCUCUCACUCCUCCUUUCCAAGCAUCCCUGUCAAGUGGGCUGAUGUGGGCAAGGCUGCACUUUCACACAUCCCUCCCAAUGCAGUCCUUUCAUGUCUUCCUAGAUCUACCUUGACCUCUGCAAGUGCCAAACAGGAAAAACCUCCUCCAACCAACUACAAUGCAAAAUUUUGUUCCAUGUUGUGGUUUGAAAAUGAGGUUUCAACUCAGGGUUGUGAGGACGAGAUGCAGUUGCUGAAAUUCAGUGGGGACUACAAUUUUGGCCAGAAGAAAUAUCAAAUAGCCCUGGAAAAGUAUGAGCAAGCUCUCAAGCUCCUUCCUGAACACAACAGUUCUAUGUAUCAGGACAUGAUGGAGUCAAUAGCCAGAUGCCAUUUGAAUCUUGGAGACUCAGACAAGGCCAUUAUGACUGCCAACAAAUUGUAUGUAAAAGCUGUGAUUCCUUCUCAUCGUACACGCCAUCUUGUUUUAUUGGAACAUAUUUAUUCAACUUGUGGCCAUAUUGAAGGUCACAAGACAGCUCUUCAGAAACUGUUACUGCUGCACCCAACUAAUAUUCAGUAUUGGAUUGCCUUGGCAUCCUGCUACUCACAGACUGGUUCAUCAUCUUCCAUCUCAGAAGAAUUCUCCAAUAUGUUCAUAUCAGCACCUGCUUUCUAUAAGCAAUUAAUUUGUCUACUCCGAGCCAGAUGUUUGUUGAAGUACAGCAUCAAAACGACAUCUUCAUUUGUCAAGAAACGGCAUGAGAUAUUAUUAAAGAAAGUUGAUUCUGACAUUGGACUUUUGAAUCCAGAAGAUUCUCUUAUUGCCAAAGUUACUGAGUUUAUAACACAAGACCUUGGUACACAGACUGAGUUACCAAAUUCAGAUGAAGGUGAAAGAACAGAGCAAAUGGAUUCAAAAGAACAGCCUGUGGAAGAAAAUGAUUUUGAACUUAUGAUUGUACACAACUUUUUUAUAGAUAACAAAAAAAUGAUACCAUCUUCAGUGUUGUUGAUAUUCCCAUUGAUUAAAAAAAACAAAAAAAACUCAUCUAUCUAUCCCACUCUGUUCAUAUCUAUCUAUCCCACUCUGUUCAUAUCUAUCUAUCUAUCUAUCUAUCUAUCAGCGCAUGACUGUGUGGUUAGAAUGUUCGCUUUCUAA
Messenger RNA from Acanthosepion pharaonis, 1791 nucleotides. Lineage: Eukaryota; Metazoa; Mollusca; Cephalopoda; Sepiida; Sepiidae. The record is from the annotation of a GenBank genome assembly.